Molecule: messenger RNA, 1474 nt
Organism: Prunus persica (peach)
Lineage: Eukaryota; Viridiplantae; Streptophyta; Magnoliopsida; Rosales; Rosaceae
Product: 1-aminocyclopropane-1-carboxylate oxidase homolog 1
Exons: 2
Coding region: 169-1314 (381 amino acids)
Source: RefSeq, a predicted model, not a curated record
AUCAUGUGUUGAGCAAGGAAAGGAAGAAAUAUGGAGUGUUUAUUGGUCAAUGCCGUGCCAUUUGAACUUUCGUUCCUGCUAUUAUUGAAUUACUGGUUCUAAUCACGACCACGUGUAUCGUAUCUACUAUCUACUUCUACUUCCUUGCUUAAAUUCUUACAAGAAGAGAUGACAACUGAAACACAGGCACCCUACCCGACCCACAAAACCAUGGCGGCCAACACCACCGUGAUCGGCCAACAGGAUUAUGAUAGAGCUCAACAAGUCAAGCAAUUCGAUCAAUCCAAGCUCGGAGUCAAAGGCCUCGUUGACUCCGGCCUCACCUCCAUCCCCCGUUUCUUUAUCCACCCGCCCGAAACACUACCCGACCUCCGACCCCAUACUAAACCCCAAACCCAGCAACAACCGAUCCCCACCAUCGACCUCUCCGAUCUUCACACCCAUCGCCGCUCAUCCAUCGUCCAACAAAUCAGCCGCGCCUGCCGAACAUUCGGUUUCUUCCAGAUCACCAACCACGGCAUCCCGUCUGCGGUUCUGGACCGUACGAUUGCCAGCAUCAAGGCCUUCCACGAGCAGCCGACGGAGGUCAAAGCGCCGGUCUACAGCAGAGAGAUGGGCACGGGCGUAUCUUAUCUGUCCAACGUCGACCUGUACAGCUCAAAAGCCGCCAGCUGGAGGGACACGCUUCAAGUAAGGCUGGGACCCAUUCCGGCGGUUCCUGAAGAAGUGCCGGAGAUUUGUCGGGACGAGAUUGUUGGGUGGGACGGGGAGAUCCUACGGCUGGGAGAGGCGCUGAUGGAGUUGGUGAGUGAAGGGUUGGGAUUGAGCGCGGGGAGGUUGAAGGAGAUGACGUGUCUGGGAGGGAGGGUGAUGGUGGGCCAUUACUACCCGUACUGCCCCCAGCCUGAUCUGACGGUGGGGCUUACAUCUCAUUCUGACCCGGGAGUGUUGACCUUGCUGCUUCAGGACCACAUGGGUGGGUUGCAGGUUAAGCACGGUGAGGGUUGGGUGGACGUGAAACCCGUCCCAGGCGCUCUUGUUAUCAACGUUGGAGAUUUACUUCAGAUUAUGUCCAACGGGGAAUACAAGAGUGUAGAUCAUCGGGUGUUGGCAAACUCAAACCGCGAGCCACGGGUGUCAACUGCAGUGUUUUUCAAUCCAAGCAAUAGAGAGGGCACCUAUGGUCCAUUGCCAGAGCUGGUCUCGCCCGAGAAACCGCCACUUUACCGAGAGUUCACGUUUUCAGAGUUCAUGCAAAGGUUCUUCAAGAAAGGAUUGGAUGGCAAAGCUUUGGUCAAUCACUUUGAGCUGUGAAAAAUACCACCUCACCAAACUGUACUCUGUGUGUGUAACUCACCCUCUGUAAUAAUAAGACUGUUAAAAUUCAAUCUUAUGUAUCAGGAAAGUUGAUAGUGUUGUGUGGUAAUUUAUCUUCCUCAAAGGUUAUGUAGAUUAUUUGAAUUCAAAAAGCUUA